ACUUCCCCUUUAAAGUAUCUGAGAGACACUUUUGGCUUCUCACUCUGUCUCUCUUUACUGUGUGGUCAGGCUGCUGUAGCUGAAAGGAUCUUAAACGAUAAAGAAUACACUCCUGGACUCCAUGGUGGUGGUGAUGCAUCUUCUUCUCUUACAUAUGCAAGGGACAUGUAAAAUUGUCAGGAGAUUAUUUUGUUGCAGUUACUUGGACAAAGGAUACAUGACUGGACCAAAAAGGUAAAAGUCUUCCAAGGUUGAUGGGAGUGGAACCAGGCUGCAACUUGGAGGAAGUCUGCAGAUUCCUCACAUGAUGGACUGCAACGACUCCCAUGCUCUGCUCUCUGGAGAGCACCUCAUCUACGCCAUCACCAUACCCCUGUCCACCUCCAUCAUCUUGGCCAACCUCGUCAUCAUCAUGGGCAUCGCCUGGAACCGCCAGCUCCACAACACGCCCAACUACUUCUUCCUCAGCCUGCUGGUGGCAGAUCUGUGCACGGGAGUGGCGCUGCCUUUCAUACCGUUAAUGGGUCUGAACCGUGAGUUGAGUUUCAGCUCCUGCCUGGUGGCUCACAUUUUCCCAAACUUCCUCUUCCUGGCGUUCCUUUUGAACUUGGUAAUGGUCCACUAUGAGCGUUACAUUUGCAUCGUCGACCCCCUGCAUUACAACAACCUGUGGAUGCACCGCAGCUUCCCUCUGGCGUUGCUUGUGGUUUGGGCGCCGCCACUUCUGUACGCAUCUCUACCUGCUUUUGGAUGGAAUAACUGGACAGGGCCCGAUUGGAACGGCUGUUGUGCAAGUAGCCAAAAUACAACUCUACUUUCAAACUGUUCGCAUAACAAAACCACGUGCUGCUCCUAUAGGCGAGUAUUCCCCAAUGCUUUUAUCUACUUGGAAGUGUAUGGGCUCGUCUUACCUGCUAUUCUCACCAUCGCUGGCAUGACUGGCCAUGUUUUGUGGAUCACCCGAGGUCAGCUGAAGGACAUCUGUCGCCUCCAUCGUUCAGUAGAGAGGGGAAGUCAGGCCUCGGACCAAGAGCAGAGGCUUAACCUGCGUUACACUCGCUGCGUGGUCGCGGUGUCUCUGACCUUUAUUGCAUGCUGGGUACCCUACCUCAUCUACAUGCACGUCUGCAUAGGGUUCUUGAUCAGCGACACCAAGUGGAGCUCCACCACUCACAUCGUGCUGUCGUGCACCGGGAUCGGAAGCAUGGCCGUGGUGCCACUUGUGCUCGGCCUAGCCAACAGGCAGUACACAGAACCUGCAUAUAAACUUGUCCAGAAACUCAGAGACAGGUGGAGGAUGCAGGGGUCAGAGGAAGUGGCGGUCUGAGAAUAAUAUUUAAGAAGAUUAAUCCGUUAGACAUUAUGCUGCUUGGGUUAGUUUUCACAGGCCCACAGGAGGAAAUUUCAACAGCAGAAAAUCAUAUAUCAGCGGCUUCCUCUGAUAUGCAUCUGCAUUGCGUUACCCACUUUCUAGCUUGCAAAAUGCCUAUAUUCGAAUUUCUCUUUGUCCUGCCUUUGCUGGAUAUCAGUUCAACUGGCAUUAGAUUUCUUCACAAGUUUCAACCCCCUGCCUGCAAUGUUUACUCCACUAGUGUUUAUACUGGUAUGCAAGAUGAAGAGGGGAAAGGGAUGCAUCCAAUCAAUUUAAAAGAGGAAGUUUCUGCAAGCACAUGCAGGAAAGAAAGGGGUAAGAGUUGUGCUAUAUUUAGAUAAACUGUUAGAGGAAGGUUUAAUACCUUUUAAAAGCUGCUGUCAAAUACUGUUUGAAAACCUGAAACUGCAUUGUAAAAAUCCAUGCACGGGAAAUUCGCUUUUUAUUUGAGACCUGAUUAAACACGCAAUACAUGCUUUUUGUUUCCAUAAUUAAAGUCUGGUUUUAAAUGUGUACACACGGUACAGUAUGUGGGUGGAAAGAGACGAGCUGAAGCAGACUUUAAUGAAAUUAUAAAGCACACAUUAGGAGGGAUGGGAUAUCAUCAUGAGGUCAAGGAACACUGACUGUAUGUCUUUCGUAUGUGCUGCUUUGCUUACAUUAUGUUCCAGUAGGCUUUCCACAUCGGAAUACUGUGUACUCGUGUGUCCGGAAGACCGAGGAGAACAGGAUGAGACUGUCGGGCUCCGACUCUGUUUGACUGACCGCUAUCUGUAUCAUGUGGAAAGCAACUGACAAACAAACACACUGUUCCCAAACUAUGUCUGGAUUCCUAACAGAUAGGGAAGUACAUUCUUUUCAAGGGGGGAAAUCAUGUUAGCUUAGCCUGGAAAGAGGGAUUUAAACCUUUUUCAAUAUUUAUGCUAAGCUAAGCUAACACGGCCUUGAUUCCAGCUACAUAUUUAGUUCACGUGUGCUAUCACUCUUCUCAUUUUACUCUUGGCAAGAUAAAAAAAAAAAAAUAAUCCAAAAUGUCUGACUAUAUGUUCUUGUUACUUGAAAGAAAAAGAGAGAGCGCUUUAUUUAUUAAUUGUACUAUAGUGCAAGUCAGCCUAAAAUAAACUCUGCAAUGCUUUCA
Molecule: messenger RNA, 2510 nt
Organism: Eleginops maclovinus (Patagonian blennie)
Lineage: Eukaryota; Metazoa; Chordata; Actinopteri; Perciformes; Eleginopidae
Gene: gpbar1
Product: G protein-coupled bile acid receptor 1
Exons: 2
Coding region: 305-1327 (340 amino acids)
Biological process (GO): G protein-coupled receptor signaling pathway
Cellular component (GO): plasma membrane
Molecular function (GO): G protein-coupled bile acid receptor activity
Source: RefSeq, a predicted model, not a curated record